Molecule: messenger RNA, 4528 nt
Organism: Acomys russatus (golden spiny mouse)
Lineage: Eukaryota; Metazoa; Chordata; Mammalia; Rodentia; Muridae
Gene: Egf
Product: epidermal growth factor
Exons: 24
Coding region: 468-4133 (1221 amino acids)
Molecular function (GO): calcium ion binding
Source: RefSeq, a predicted model, not a curated record
CUCUCUGGGUUCCAAAAGAGAAGCUCGCCCUGCAAGGAAUCCUAUCUGCUUAUUUCUUCUUUAGCUUCAUCCCUCAUCCCGGUGGGGCUUGGAACUUUCCAGCAAUUCUUUUCCUUCCUCGUAUCUCUCUGAGCCCUUGCCUGGCUGUGCCUGUCACGGGGAGAAAUCAGUCACCCGCGGGCCUCCAGCGCUCUGAGACUCUGUGAAAUUUGUCAUACGGGUGUCAGGUAUUUCUUAUUGCUGUCCAAAAAAAAGUGAGAUAAAGAACUCUCCCGGAGCAUUUGAGCCUGCACUCAGAGGUGAAGGAGCUGAAAAGUAGCCAGCCUUAAAGCAGCUAAAUAAAAGAUGCCCCGGGGCCGAAGGCUGACCUGGCUAGAAGCUCUGGGGGUCCAGCGCUCGGACCUCGCCUGCUCUGUGCUUUAGCAACUUAAAAGCCACCAUCUGUUGACCUUAGAACCACAGAGACCAUGCAGCUCUCACUGGCUUUCCUGCUGGUGGUUUUAAAGAUUGGUGUAGUCACCGUCACAGCACAGCAGCACGGGAACUGUCAGCUAGGUCCUCCGGAGAGAAGCGGGACCUCCAUUUGUGCAGGGCCUGCACCCUUCCUAAUUUUCUCAUAUGGAAAGAGUAUCUCUCGGAUUGACCCAGAAGGAACAAAUCAGCAGCAGUUGGUGGUGGAUGCUGGCACCUCCAUAGUCAUGGAUUUUCAUUACAAGGAGGAGAGACUCUAUUGGGUGGAUUUAGAGAGACAACUUUUGCAAAGAGUUUUCCUUAACGGGUCAAGGCAAGAGACAGUGUGCAGUGUAAGGAAGAAUGUUUCUGGGAUGGCCAUAAACUGGGUCGAUGAAGAGAUUCUCUGGGCAGAUCAACAGGAGGGAGUCAUCACCGUAACAAAUAUGAAAGGGAACAAUUCCCGCGUUCUUCUGAGUUCCCUGAAACAUCCGGCAAAUAUAGCAGUGGAUCCAAUAGAGAGGUUGAUAUUUUGGUCUUCAGAGGUGGCCGGCCACCUUUACAGAGCAGAUCUCAGCGGCGUGAAUGUGAAAACACUGCUGGAGACGCAAGAGCGGGUAUCGAUACUGACCCUGGAUGUCCUUGACAAGCGGCUCUUUUGGGUUCAGGACAGUGAAGAGGGAAGACAGGCUUACGUCUAUUCCUGUGACUAUGAUGACGGUUCCAUCCAUCUUACCAGACAUCAAAUACAGCACCGUUUGUUUGCAAUGGCCCUUUUUGGUGACCGUAUCUUCUAUUCAGUGUUGACAAAGAAGGCAAUUUGGAUAGCCAACAAACACACCGGGAAGGACAUGCUGAGACUCAACUUCAAUUCAUCUUUCAUGGUGCCCGGAGACCUGAAAGUCGCGCACCCACGCCUACAGCCCCGGACCGCGGGCGGUGCUCAGGCUUCUGACUCGGAACUUUGCGAACAGAAGAGAAGACAGUGCCGUUACAGCCUGUGUGAGCGAGGCCCCAAGUCCCACGCGUGCGCAUGCGCUGAGGGCUAUGCAUUAAGCCGAGACCGGAAGUACUGCGAAGAUGUCAACGAGUGUGCCUCUCAGAAUCAUGGCUGUACUCUUGGGUGUGAAAACACCCCUGGGUCCUAUUACUGCACAUGCCCUACUGGAUUUGUUCUGCUUCCUGAUGGGAAGCGAUGUCACGAACUUGUUUCCUGUCCAAGCAACGGGUCAGAAUGCAGCCAUGGCUGUGUUCUGACAUCAGAUGGUCCCCUGUGUAUCUGCCCUGAAGGUUCAGUGCUUAAGACAGAUGGGAAAACGUGCAGUGGUUGUUCAUCACCUGAUAAUGGUGGAUGCAGCCAGAUCUGCCUUCCUCUCAGCCCAGUAUCCUGGGAAUGUGGCUGCUUUCCUGGGUAUGACCUACAAUUGGACCAGAAAAGCUGUGCAGCUUCAGGACCACAGCCAUUUCUACUGUUUGCCAAUUCUCGGGACAUCCGACACAUGCAUUUCGAUGGAACAGACUAUGGAACUCUGCUCAGCCGGCAGAUGGGGAUGGUUUUCGCCCUGGAUUAUGACCCUGUGGAAAGCAAGAUAUAUUUUGCACACACGGCCCUGAAGUGGAUAGAGAGGGCUAACAUGGACGGCUCCCAGCGGGAAAGAAUUAUCAAGGAAGGUGUAGACACACCAGAAGGUCUUGCUGUGGACUGGAUAAGCCGGAGAGUCUACUGGACAGACAGUGGGAAGUCUCUCAUUGGAGGAAGUGAGUUGAAUGGGAAGCACUUUCAAGUAAUCAUCAAAGAGGGCAUCUCGAAGCCACGAGGAAUAGCUGUGCAUCCGGAGGCCAGGAAACUGUUGUGGACGGACGUAGGGAUAUAUCCACGGAUUGAAAGCUCUUCCCUUCAAGGUUCCGGCCGGGCGCUGGUAGCCAACUCUAAUCUAUUGGAGCCCAGCGGCAUUGCGAUUGACUAUUUAACCGACACUUUGUAUUGGUGUGACACCAAGCUGUCUGUGAUUGAAAUGGCCAAUCUGGAUGGUUCCAAACGCCGAAGACUUGUCCAGAACGAUGUAGGUCACCCAUUUGCCAUAGCCGUGUUUGAGGAUCACGUGUGGGUCUCUGAUUGGGCUAUCCCAUCGGUAAUAAGGGUGAACAAGAGGACUGGUCAAAAUAGGGUACGUCUCCAAGGCAGCAUGCUGAAGCCCUCGUCACUGGUUGUGGUCCAUCCAUUGGCAAAACCAGGUGCAGAACCCUGCUUACACAAGAACGGAGGCUGUCACCAUAUCUGCCGAGCGAGCUUCGGGACUGCUCAGUGUUUGUGUCAUGAAGGUUUCGUGAAAGCCCAGAAUGGGAAAAUGUGUCUUGCUCAGAAGGAUCAUCAGAUUCUGCCUGGUGACAACACUGAUGUAAGGAAAGAGAUCACAUCGCUGGACAACUCCACUAAGGCUGAAGUACCAGAAGAUAACAGUGCAGAGCCCCAGCACGCACUAGUGGCUGAGAUCAUGGUGUCAGAUCAAGAUGACUGUGGCCCCGAGGGGUGUGGCAGCCACGCUCGCUGUGUCUCAGAGGGAGAGACCGCUGUGUGUCAGUGUUUGAGAGGAUUUUCUGGGGAUGAAAACCUGUGUUCUGAUGUAGAUGAAUGUGAACUGGGCAGCUCAACCUGUCCUCCCACCUCAUCCAAGUGCGUCAACACUGAAGGUGGCUAUGUCUGCAGGUGCUCAGAAGGCUACGAAGGAGAUGGGAUCUACUGUCUUGAUAUUGAUGAGUGCCAGCAGGGGGCGCACAACUGCGGCGAGAAUGCCACCUGCACCAACACGGAGGGAGGCUACAACUGCACCUGCGCAGGCCGCCCUUCUGCACCUGGACUGGCUUGCCCUGGCUCUACCUCACCCUCUAUCCUUGGGGAAGAUGGCCACCAUUUGGUCAGAAACAGCUACCCAGGAUGCCCAGCGUCACAUGAUGGAUACUGCCUCCAUGGUGGUGUGUGCAUGUAUGUUGAAGCAGUGGACAGCUACGCAUGCAACUGUGUUGUUGGCUAUGUCGGGGAGCGAUGUCAGCACCGAGACUUGCGAUGGUGGGAGCUGCGCCAUGCUGGCCAUGGGCAGGAACGCGACAUUACUGUGGUGGCUGUCUGUGUGGUGGCGCUGGUCCUGCUGCUCCUCUUGGGGAUCUGGGGGGCUCACUACUACAGGACUCAGAAGCAGCUGUUGAAAAACCCAAAGAACCCCUAUGAAGAGUCAGGCAGAAAGAGGACCAAUAACGGGCCUGAGAACAGUGAGGCUGGGAUGUCUUCUUGUCCCCAACCAUGGUUUGUGGUCCUAGAGGAACACCAAGACCCCAAGAAUGGGAAUCUGCCUGCGGUUGGCACGAACGGCCCAGCGGUGGAUGCUGCCCUACCUUCCUCCCUGCAGCCUGGGUCAGUGCAUUUGACUUCAUGGACACAUAAGCCCCACAUCUACGGAGUGGGCACAGGGCAAAGCUGCUGGAUGCCACCAUCAGGUGACAGAGGACCCCAGGAAGUGGAGGGAAACUACUCCCACUUACCCUCCUACAGGGAAUGGCCCCUAGCUGCGGGGGCUGAGAGGCUGCGCUCUCUCCAGUCAGCUAAUGGAUCGUGUCAACAAAGGGCCCCAGAUCUACCACACCAAACGCAGCCAGUUCAGUCGAAACUGGACGUAGACAGAAGGUGAAAGAACAACCAGGCUGAUGGACGGGAUAUUUACUUUUAAAAAAUAGUGUAGUGCAGAUUUGGCCCUCCAAUCUCUAUGGCUAGUCAGUGCUCAGUGCCCUGAGGAUAGCUGCAUAGCUACAAAGCUGUAAUUUUUGCUUCUUCUUCAAGCAGUCCCAUUAAAGACUUUCAAAAGAGAACUGAAGGAAAUCAGUAGAAACCAAAGUCAAGACAUCCACAUGUUCUAAGCUGUGCCUUCUUCGAUAGACUGGUUCUUUUUCUUGUUGCCUCAGAAGAAAUGGGUUAAAGCAGGUGAUCACAUGUUAUCUUGUCAAUUGCAAAUUAAAUUAUAUGGUCUACACAGAAGCCUUAGCUCCAUCUCAUGAAAUGGUUGGAACAUUGUAACUAUUGCUAAGA